CCCCUUCUCUCUGCAGCUGUGGUCUGCUGAGCGUCACCUCCACACAGCAAGUGCCUUUACUUGAGCAGAAGAGGGAGAAGGCAGAGGAGGGGAGCUCUAAGAGAGAGAGAGAGAGAAAUCUCAGGAGUGUGUCUGAACGCACCAAAGGAGCAUCUCUCUGACUUCGCAGAGAGGACUGAGAGGCGCACAGAGACAGACGGGCAGAGGCAAGCGGCGGUGGAGUAUCACAGCGCUGGUGGUGCUGGCAGAGCGAGCUGAGAGGAGACAGGGGAAUCCACUGGUGCUGUUGAUCCUGGUGUCCCUGGCAAAAAAGCUGCUUGAGCAGGAAACAGAAAAACAGCGCAGCAUCCAGGAUCUCGCCAGGGGGGCAGCAUUUUACAGCGACAACGAAGCGUGGACACAGCUGAAACCUGCACACGCACACAGACACACACACACACACACACACACACACACACACACACACACACACACAGGAACACACACAUGCAAACAGCUGAGCGGGCGAAGGACAGUGAGACACACGCUGCAUUUCAAAGAUCCACUACAAUCCAGCAGACACAAAAUGUUUCAGCUUCUUGUCCAUGGAUGGAGGAUGAUGAAGGAGAAAACUUCUGGGGAGGAAAUUCUCUUUUAAGAAGGACUUACUGCAGAGAUUUUUUCCCCUAACUUUAACACUUUUUCCUUUUUUGGAGUUGGGCCUUUAAACCCUCUUUCUAAGCACAACACAAAAUCACCUCUGUUCUUAGUUGCAGAAAUUGAGCGCUGUCUUGGUGACCAUUAAGAUGCCUCCUACUGAUUCAGUCUGAGCAGUAAGUGGAUUAUGACGGCAAUAUUUUGGGAUUUGUCUUUCACUUAAGAAAAACAAGAAAGGAAAAAAAAAAAAACAUCCUAUUCAUGACUGGUGGAUUUAUGUCUGUCAGAGGAGGAGAGGAUCCCCAGCAUUUUCUCCUCUCUUCUCCUGUGGAUUACAGAUGGGCUUUGUGAUCUCCCAGUGCAGUCUCAUGGAUGAUCGCUCGCUGCCAGUCAUUAGGAUAAAGUACAAAGAGGGACACAAAAAUUGUAACUCAGUGAUUGAACCUUUGUGUUCAAGGAAAGAUUGUAAAAGGUGGCUUGGGCACAAGCGGAGAUUGAUUGAAGUGAUCUGUGUGAAUCCUAUUAAUGCAUCCUGGAUUCUGGCCAAGACAGAAGCAAUGGAGGGGAACACCGCUGUCUAGCAGCACUAUCUGAUCUGCCUCCUCACUGGACAAACUGAGGACCCUCUGCACUCCCUCUUCAACAGCACUCCUCCUCCUCCUCCUCUUCCUCUUAUCCAGGCAAGGAUGGUACCCCCACCCCCCACCAACAAGCCCCACGUGUGCCUGUCCACCAUCCUGAUCAUGAGCAGCAUGGCACUGAUUGAUGCCUACCUGGUGGAGCAGAACCACGGGCCACGCAAGAUUGGCAUCUGCAUCAUGGUGAUGGUGGGAGACAUCUGCUUCCUAAUCGUGUUGCGAUACGUGGCAGUGUGGGUGGGGGCUGAGGUUCGCACGGCCAAGCGAGGCUACGCCAUGAUCCUCUGGUUCCUUUACAUCUUCGUGCUGGAGAUCAAGGUCUACUUUGUGUAUCAAAACUACAAAGCGGACAGGAAGAGCUUGGACGCUCUCGCGAGGAAAGCCUUGACGUUGCUGCUGUCCGUUUGCAUCCCCGUGCUGUUUGUGGUGCUGGUGGCCAUCGACCACAUGGAGUACGUCCGCGCCUUCAAGAAGCGCGAGGAGAUCCGGAAUCGUCUCUUCUGGGUGGUGGUGGAUUUGCUGGACAUACUGGACAUCCAAGCAAACCUGUGGGAGCCUCAGAAGAAAGGGCUCCCUCUGUGGGCUGAGGGACUCAUGUUCUUCUACUGCUACAUCCUGCUGCUCGUGCUGCCCUGCGUGUCCUUGAGCGAGAUCAGCAUGCAGGGCAUCAACAUCGUGCCACACAAGAUGCUCCUGUACCCCAUCCUCAGCCUGGUGACCAUCAACAUCAUCACGCUCUUCAUCCGCGGUGGGAACAUGAUUCUAUACAGGGACGCCAGGGUGUCUGGGAUCUUGAUAGGAAAGAACGUCCUGGCCAUCAUCCUAAAGACCUGCAGCUUUGUCCAGUACAGGAGACAGUUGCAGAAUGCUCCUCCUGCCUUCGGGGUCGAGCUACAGAAGAACUCAGUGGCUCACGCCCGCCCUGCCCCCACCCCACCUCAAGUGGUCAUGCAGGACCAGACGCCCCUCCCUGAGGUGACGACGUGCGAGCACACAUGACAGAACGGUGGGGUGAAUCCUGGAAAUGUCAAUAUGAGUAUAUACGACCCUCAGGACGCUGGCAGGGCACGGUGUUCUGCACCUUUUCGGGCGUGUGAGCACUCGUGAACACACUGGAGAUGCUUAAUGGCACACAGGACACUGCAGACGCUUAUGUGAGGAUAGAGCAGUGCUGUAUCCAAAGCCGUCAUGGUGCAAAAUACAACAUUACUUGUGACUCUGUUAAAGGAUUUUCUCCCAGUGAAUCCAGUUAACUGUGUAUUUUUUCUAACUGUAUGGAAAAAAAGGCAACUACUGCAAGAUUAGAGGAUAUAUUUUUGAAUUGUGUGUGUUGUAUUCUAAUCUUAAAUUUAAGGGUCUGUGUGCUGUGGUGUGUAUUUCUGUUGCUCGAAUGUUCUUAGUAGUCGAGGGCUUUAACACGUCAAAGUCAGAUGGAGCCACCACUGAGGACAAAAAUAACAGUUAAAGCUUUCUCUUGAAAGAAGUGUGUUUUUAUAUGUGAUUCUUUGAUAAAGUAUUGUGUACAAGAUAAAGGCUUUCCUGCUCUCUCACUCGCUGUACAGGGGGUUUUAGUUUAAAGUUAUUGAGUAUAUUUCACUUUUUAAUUAAAAUUCAGCAAAUGUCCUUUAAUUAACUUGAGUUAUUAAGGAAAAGAGAGAAUGAUUUUCUUUUUCUAAGGUCUGGUUCAAUCUUCAAUUAGAGACUUCUUAAUUGCUGAAGUGGUGCCUUUGCGAUGUCGUUCAUCUUGAGUGUGAUCGUUACAUUCCAGGCUGCUUAUUUGGAGCGAGGAGGGGAACAUCUGAAAUAAAUUCUGUUGUGAACAGUUUGAUCACUGCAUAGGUUGACUUUGGUGCCGUAGACGCGGGAUAAAAUACACAGCCAAGGGGCACACACCGCAGAUGGAUAAAUGAUUCCCAAAUAAGAAAACCUGUUUAAUAUCCUCCUCAGGCACACAGUGACGAUCUGUUCUCAUGCUUAGUGGCAGCAGCAGUUGUAAGCACUGUCAUUUUGUUCCUCACACAAAAGGACAAAAUGGAUACUUUGGUCUAGUGAUGUGAAUCCACAGUACAGCCAAGAAAACAUCAUGUCUUCUUAAUAUGACAAAUCUCUUUCUGUCUCGAGCUUUCCUCUCUCUUUCUCCCUCACUACCAGUUGAGCCAGAGCUGGAGUUUGAUUCAUAUUUAAAUAUUUUCCUAAAAAGAUACUCAAAAGCAAGCCAUUGCUAACACGGUCAAACAUGUGAAAUGGAACAAUAAGGCCAGGUGAUAUUGUACUAUACAGUGCAGAAAAACAAAAAUUACUGCCACAGAAAAAAAAUAGGUCUGUCCUUGUACACUUUUUUGCAUAAUCUUUCUCUCACCACUGACUACAUGCAUAAUCUGAAGCACACUGUUUGUUAAAGCCCUCAGAGUGCAGGAGCUGGUCCAACAUUUUCAUCUAUGCAAGGCUCAGCAACAGUAAGGUGGCAACAUUCAGUGGCACAAACCAGGCUAUCACAUUAAGAUUGCUGUAGCCAGCAUUAUUUGUCUGUGUUGUUGGCUUGUAAAGUUACAGCAUCAGCAAUUUAGGCACUAUAAUACACUAUUGGAUUGCAUUGUUUUUACAGAAUCGUAGCAAUGAAAGCUGAACAUUUGUCCUUUAAAGCUAUAACAGUGUACUAAACAAUGAGGAAACGCUGAAACUGGCAGCCUUACAGCUUCGGUUAUAUGGGUGACAAUGUAAGGACUGACAAAACCAACGUCAUUCUAGUGUGCUAUAGGAACAAUAGAAAAAAGUUCGCAGAGUCUGCAAACAAUACUGUACAAAAUAUGGCACUACAAUCAGUAUAUAGUGGAUUUAGUGUUGAUAAUCCUUCCCAAAUCUGUUCUCCAUCUUCACAUCUUAAAACAUUCUGUGUGUACAAAUAACUAAAAUGCUUAAAUGUCUGAAGGCUUUCAGGGAUCCCAAAAGGCCAUUCUCAAUUUUUAAAAAAGAAAUAUCUUCACUUCAUGAAGCAGAAACUACAAAAGGCACUUCAUUGAUCAUAUUUCUGAAGUUUCUGGUAAAAAAUGAAAAAAAUGGAAAUGAGAAGAUGGCAUCUCUAAUUUCCUUUCAUCCAGAAACACCGUGUUUAUUUAUAACUGUUGCUGCCUAAUUACAAAGUACAUUCGCAGGUUCUCAUUCAGGAUCCAAAAAGCCUUCACUUUGUAGCAUGCAGCAACAGGCAGAAAAACAGCCGGGAGAAGUCAGGAGUCCAUUGGAGAUCUAAAUCACACAUACACACACUCAUCCAUGUUGCACAACCUCCAGUUCAUGUGACCUGUGCGUUAUUUGACUGUGUGAGGACAAAGCAGCAUCGACGGGAAACAGCUAAACACGCUGUGCAGGAGAACAUUAUGCAAACUAAUGCUAACAUUCAAACCUUUGUGAACCUCAUUGACAGCCUGUAAAACACUCUAAACUCUCAUUCCCUCCAGCCAAACACCAUGUGCAAUUUAAAUAUUGCGUGUUCAGCACAGUUAUGCUACUUUACACAAGUGCACUGUUGAGCACACGGUUUUGGGAUCUGAAAUGACGCAUUUCCUUGAUGGUAGGUUGCCAUGAGUACCACCAGAUGAUGUACUACAGACACACAGAUGGCUGAAGAAGUGAUGACAGGCUCAUUUUGGCUCACUCCAAAAGCCUUUACGUGCUUAUAGAAUUUAGUGUGUUAAAUCAAACAUUAGCUAUGAGGCGCUGCACUGUAUCAGUUCCCCUUUUAUGAUUAUAUCUAAUAGUUACAUAUUAGAUAAACUAUAAAACCUUCUUAAAAUCUGCUUCUGCUUAAAGAUACCCUCCUGUGAAAAUCUAAUUAUUUACCUUGUUAACAUGUCCAUAUGGUGUUUUUAUUUGCUGGAAGAUGCAUCAUGAAUGAAAUAAGCAGUCAGCACUAUGGCUGCAGUGUUCUGAGGCUUCCAGGUUUUUUAUGUGUAAAAACGUGGACAAAGUGGAGCUUUUCUGUAUCAUUAUUCUUCUUCAGAAUCAGUUCGCAGUUUCAACAUGUACGGCUCUAUUUCCCCAUUAUUACAACUUGCCAUUGUUUAUCAUUUUCAUCGAGUAGUUUUACAGUGUUUGAGAUGAGUCAUAGGUGAGCUGUUGUGCUAGAGGAAGCAUUGAAGUAACGAUACAUCGAACCCAUUUUCAGACAGAAAGUAAAGCCCUGCAUCGGACUGUUUUCUUAAUUCCACUUCCACAUCUAACACAUCCGCUCCUGACUGCUUCUGCAAACAUUCACAUCUGCAUAAUACAGAGUUCCACUGAUUUUGUGUCCCAUAGAGAAAACACUUGAUUUUACUGCGUAAUAUUAAUAAAGAGAUGCAAACUUAUUGGGAAUAUUGCAGUCAAAUUGAAAUUGCAUUCAUAAGACAUGAUAUUCAUAUUUUGUUGCAGUUGGAAAGUAAGUACAUAGUUCAUACAUCAGUAGAUUCUUGCUUAAAAUUUGCAUGAACAAAUAAUUCAUGUUUAAAGGAGAGCUUACUUUAACUGGAGAGAAUGGAGCAGGUGAUGCCUCAGUCUAAAGGUAUCUGUUGUAAAUCAAUGCUUAUCAUACUAAAUGUAUCACCACCAAGUCCAGGUCUCUUUCAUGUCUGUCUGGAACAACAAGGAAAUAUAUCCACAUGUCAGAUUUGCCUUGUUUUGUUUUUUGCAUUAUAAAAACCCACUUAAAAUCUUCUUUUUGACUCCAUUCUUGUGGUUGCGGUUAAAUUCUUGGACCUACAGUUGAUUUUUUGACUGCCUGCUCCUGCCUGCAGCAAAAUCAAAAACCACCUACUCUUGGGAGAUUUGCAUCAGAUCCUGCAGGACUCACUGGAUCCCGAUCCAAUACCCUUCUCUACUACAAAAGAAUUGUUUUCAUGGAAAAUUACAUCGAAAUAGGAAACUUUAAAACACAGAGAUGACUUUAUAGGAGUGAAAUCAAUGACCUGUGAGAAAUUUUAAAAUCAACAAAACACUUGAUAUCAUUUACACAACACUAGUGUUCAUGUCUGUGUGCUUCUAUUAUGUAAAAGUCGUUAUAAAAACAAAAGAUUACCUACACUUUGUAAGCUACAAGUGUCCCUUUGGGCACUCGCCCAACCUAAUCAACCCAACCACCUCACUGCACAUCACCCUUCUCGCCCUGCCAGAUCCUGAAUGAAUGUUGCAUUCAUCCACAUGACCAUGCUUUUUUGUUUUUUUCUUUUUCCUUUGCACUUGCAAAUGUUAAUAAACUGGGAAGGCUGCACCUCCACACUUACCACAUUAACACUGACAAAGCGCCCUCUGCCAAGCAAGCAAGACAAACGGAUGCAGUAAAUUUACAGCUCGACCUUCGGCAGUCUUGGAUGGCAACAGAGUCGGGUAACAAAUGUCUUUUUCAUGGAAGGCAUGUUAGAGCACAAGGAGAACAAACCAGCGCAGAAAAUUAAUGCUCAUCAAGUAUUGAUUUGCCUGUCUGGAGGGUAACUGAUAUUAUGUUUUAAAAGACCACUUUCUUAAAACAAAUAACAGUUUUUUAAGCUGCAGCUGAGGGAUGUAUGUGAUGCUGCUGCACUGUGUUUAUUUAAAGCUUCUGUGUAAUUCUCUAACUUAAAACUCUGUGUAUCUUCCAGACGGUGAUGCAGUCAGUUCACGUGAUUAUGGCAGUUUUAAUCUAAAAUUUAGAUGCUGUGCACACGUGCAAAGAAAGGUCAUAAAGUUUCUUUGCAGAGUUCUAGCUCCCUCUAAUUCCUCCUAAACAUAGUGUGUAUAUUUAUGUAUAUACAUUUUCCUAGCAUGUGUACAUAAGCUCGGGGCAAAAUCCUUGAACAGUUUUGCUGAACAGCCGCAAUUAUCUGUUCCUCAGUCAAAACACUUGUGCGACUUAUCUUUUUUUCAGCGCACUCAAUCACCAAAUUACAGCCAGUGUAAUUGCGAAACUGCUUCCUCACACAUCCCUUCAGACACGCAUGCAUGCAUUUUACAAGGGGAGAGCCAAGUGCAAAGCUGCUAUUCGUGACGCCCCUGCAACGGGGAAGGUUUCACUAUCUUGCUCAUGCACAGUUCAGAGAGGAUUAACGACAGCUGUGAAGUGUGAACCCGAUGGAGGAUCAAGCCUGUGACUCGCAGCUAUUGCAUGAUCUUUCUAAUAAUCAGGUCACUCUGCUGGACUGCCUGCAACUUUCAGUCGACCCAACAGGGAACCCAGGUGUCGAAAAUGAGAGCCGGUUGCUCGGAGCUCUGUGAAGUGCUGAAUGUAAAUGUGAAUUAUGGAGAGGUGUUUCAAUAUUUAAACUUGUUGGCAGUUCCUUGAGAUUUAUCAUUUAAAUCCAAGCAAUUCUGCAAGUUUCCUCUCAGGUGUUGUUGACCUAUAAAAGAUUCAGAUGGUUUAUCAUUCUCACUGUUGCUUACAGGGCUUUUUCUUAGGCAACCAUUUAUAUGUAAAGGUUUUACAUCUAAAGAAUAUUUGCUCUGUGUAAUACACAUUGUUAAAGGAGAGAAAAACGGAGCACUACACAAAUACAUAACUGUGAUUUCAUUCAUAAUAGAAAGCUUUUCUCGUUCACCUUGACUAAAGAGGAGAAUGCAGUGCACCAUAACACUGAAGAGGUUUUUUUUCAAUACCUUGUUUACCCCAGUGCUUUGUUAAAGCUACAGAAUCAAACAUCUCACCUUGUGGCACGAACCAUAUUGUCAGUUUCACCCCUCUGCAGUUGGUAAAGUCCGUUCUGUCAAUCAUUUUGAUAAGCUGUCUACCUUGAAACAGCAUCUAGCCCAAGGCUGAGGAGAAUGGCUUCAAAAAAGUCACCACAGGCAUUAAUGAAACAGAUGGUGAAUGCAGGCAAGUUUUAAGAGUAGCAGCAAUGAUUUACCUCUGUCGACCAUUGUUGCUGUGACCUCUCUGUGCUACAUGGCCACAAAGCAGCCCACGGCAAAUGGAUUUCAACACAAUAUGCCUGAGGUUUAUUGAAAAGGUUGUUUCAGGCAGUGAGGUUAGCUGAGACUGUAGUUAGCAUAUGACAUGUGGUGUCCCAUGCCAUUUUAAUGGAUAUCAACAAUGUUUUCCUCAUAUUUGCAAUAUGCUAGUAGUUCUUACUUGAUAAUAUUUAAUACUGUGGUAAUAUCAGUGUUACAGGGAUUUUAUUUCUUGUGAUGCAAAUCAGGCAUCAUGUUUUUUCCACAGUCCAUCACUGGAAUGACAGUGGCUCCAACCAGGCAGUUAUGACUAAGCAUUUAUUAUUGGUUUCGAGCAGUUGUGUCCUGAAUAACUGAAUGGAGCCACACUGAAGAGGUGGAUUAUCCCUAACAAUAAAUGUUUCCAAGAACUGA
Molecule: messenger RNA, 8579 nt
Organism: Amphiprion ocellaris (clown anemonefish)
Lineage: Eukaryota; Metazoa; Chordata; Actinopteri; Pomacentridae
Product: transmembrane protein 121
Exons: 3
Coding region: 1323-2273 (316 amino acids)
Source: RefSeq, a predicted model, not a curated record